UUUUCUUAAUCCGUACUAUGCCGCCAGUUAGUAUGCGAUUCUUCUCUCGCCGCUAACUGGACAUCGCAAGCGCAACCCUAAAAUGUACGAACAUCGUUUUUCGUAAUACGCGGGUCAAAGAGAGCUGAGAAGCCGAGUCACUGACUCACUCGAGCUGAGCCCAGCAACCUUGGGCAUCAAGGCAAGGCCAAGCGGCGUGCUAGAAAAGAGGGAGAAAGAAACCGCUUCGUUUCGUUGCAGCCUCGCGGGAAUGAGCCGGUUGAGGUGGAUUCCAUUCUCCCCGAAAUCAGUCGUGCGGAGAAUUCUGCAGACGAUUGAUGUGCAGUCAUCCGAUGGGUUUUCACGGGAAAACGUUUCUCAGUUUCAAUUGGGCUUGUUUCACUCUUCAACUUCCGCGCAUUGGGGUCGAAAUGUAAGAAAACAAGCUGAAUGUGAAACCUCGGGACUUGUAUGGUCGAAGCGCUAUAUCCACGCCACAGGAAUUCACCAAUCCAUUGAUCGCGAUUAUUACGAGAUUCUUGGGGUUUCCGUGGAUGCCACUCCAGAUGAGAUUAAGAAGGCAUUCCAUGCUCUUGCCAAGAAGUACCAUCCUGAUGCUAAUAGGAACAACCCGUCAGCCAAGAGAAAAUUCCAGGAGAUCAGAGAUGCAUAUGAGACUUUGCAAGAUCCUGGAAAGAGAGCCCAGUAUAACAGGCUGAGAAAGGGUACGGGAAGGACAGAGAAUGCUGGAUUUUCUGACACUGCAUGGGAUCAAUUCAGAGAUGCUAACUUUAGAGACGCACGUGGAACUCAGUUCUCUAAUUCAUUUCACAAAAUUUUUUAUGAGAUUUUUGAAAAUGAAGCUGAAAAUCUGGAUGGUGAUAUUCAGGUGGAACUUUUGCUUGAGUUUUCAGAAGCUGCUACUGGAUGCACAAAACAUUUGUCCUUCAAUGCAGAUGUGCCAUGCGAAGCUUGCCGCGGCCGAGGUCACCCAUUGGAUGCUGGGACUAGAAUCUGUCCUACUUGCAGAGGCAUAGGAACGGUAACAAUUCCACCAUUUACCACAACAUGCAGUACUUGUAAGGGAUCUGGACAAAUCAUUAAGGAUUACUGCACAGUAUGCAAGGGAUCAGGGGUGUGUGAAGGAAUCAAGAAUGUCAAAGUAACCAUACCGGCAGGUGUGGAUUCUGGCGAUACCAUUCGUGUACCAAAAGCUGGCAAUUCCAGUGGAUUGGGAAAGUCUCCUGGUGACCUUUUUAUAAAUUUAAAGGUUGCAACCGAUCGUGUAUUCAACAGAGAAGGUGCUGACCUCUAUGUGGAUGCUAAUAUUAGCUUUACAGAAGCAAUUCUUGGUGGUAGUGUUGAGGUGCCUACACUUUCUGGGAACACGCAAAUGCGGAUACCUAAGGGGGUUCAACAUGGGCAACUAGUUGUUCUAAGAAACAAAGGGUUACCAAGACAAGGAUUUUUUGUGGACCAUGGAGAUUUGUAUGUGCGUUUCUGCAUAAGAUUUCCGUCUACCGUGUCACAAAGACAACGCACUAUACUUGAGGAAUUUGAAAAGGAAAUAAUUGAUGAUGAGAACAGAUCAGCUGAAGGCAGUCGGCUUUACCAGCGGCUAUCUACUGGUUGAACUUACAGGUGGCAGCAUUGGAUCGAGCACUUGACUGGAUCUAAGUUCAUCCGAGAUUUGUCAAUACUGUUACUGAUAUUCCUAAUCCUCGGAAAAGCCCUGAAUUAAGGCCACCACAUGAUUUGGAUCAGCGGUGCAGGGGCAUCAAUCAUUCGAUGCAUGGUUCUUGGUAUUCACUUCCAUGCAUGCCACUUUAGUUUUUAAUAUUGCCUGCAUAAAAAUAAUGAGUUGGAGAGAAAGUUUCGGGCAUUAUUUCAUCGGUGAUGAAUACGCAGUACAAUUUUGGCUGAGUUGGUAGGAAUCAACACAGUGCCUUGUAAAUGUUGCACACAUAUAUACACACACAGCUGCUUCUGCUUUCUAUUCUCUCUAUCCACUUGAGAAGAUAAGACUUGAGAGAGAAAAAAAAAAAAUGUUCCCGGGAUGGGAUGCUAUGGUUGUGGCUUUUUAGAAUUUGGUUUCAAUUUGUUCUAUUAUCUUGGU
Messenger RNA from Andrographis paniculata, 2095 nucleotides. RefSeq names its product chaperone protein dnaJ 1, mitochondrial. The record is from RefSeq and is a predicted model, not a curated record. The transcript is spliced from 19 exons. Gene Ontology annotation, cellular component: cytoplasm. Bases 251 to 1612 code for a protein of 453 amino acids. NCBI's taxonomy places the organism in Eukaryota, Viridiplantae, Streptophyta, Magnoliopsida, Lamiales, Acanthaceae. Gene Ontology annotation, biological process: protein refolding; response to heat. Gene Ontology annotation, molecular function: ATP binding; heat shock protein binding.